Messenger RNA from Guyanagaster necrorhizus, 2031 nucleotides. Its product is annotated as hsp70-like protein. The transcript has 11 exons. The record is from RefSeq and is a predicted model, not a curated record. Lineage: Eukaryota; Fungi; Basidiomycota; Agaricomycetes; Agaricales; Physalacriaceae. Bases 1 to 2031 code for a protein of 676 amino acids. Gene Ontology annotation, molecular function: ATP binding; ATP-dependent protein folding chaperone.
AUGUCAUUUCACGCUCAAAUACGACGACGUCAAAAUCGAAGGCGCGCUCGAAGGCGAAUAACCGCGUAUUCUUCUCUGUCUAUCGUAUUCUUCGCUUUACUCGCGAUCAUAUGUCUAUGUCCGACCUCUGUAAAGGCGGGCUCUGAUGACAAUAAUAAAAUCGAUGGUCCUGUCAUUGGUAUCGACCUGGGAACUACAUAUUCCUGUGUUGGGGUACAGCGAGGCGACCGUGUUGAAAUUAUCGCAAACGAUCAAGGUCAUCGUAUCACACCGUCUUGGGUCAGCUUCAAGGAUGAUGAGAGAUUAAUCGGGGAAAGCGCCAAACACGCAUUUCAUUCCAAUCCGCACAAUACGGUCUUCGACGCCAAGCGUUUGAUAGGUCGUAGGGUCGACGAUCCAGAUGUACAGAAGGACAUCAAGCACUGGCCUUUCAAAGUUCAGGAGAAGAACGGAAAGCCGACGAUUUCUGUGCAAUGUAACGGCGAGACGCGCGACUUUUACCCGGAAGAAAUCAGCGCCAUGGUACUUUCCAGGAUGAAGGAGAUAGCUGAAUCAUAUCUGGGGGAAAAGGUCUCGCACGCCGUAGUCACUGUUCCUGCGUACUUCAAUGACGCCCAGCGCCAAGCCACGAAAGAUGCGGGAACGAUCGCCGGACUCAACGUCCUUCGCGUCAUGAGCGAACCUACCGCUGCUGCCCUCGCCUACGGCCUCAACAAGAAAGGUGCUGAAUCCAAGAUCAUCGUCUAUGAUCUCGGCGGAGGAACCUUCGACGUAUCCCUACUCUCUAUCGAGGAUGGUGUUUUCGAGGUUCUCGCCACCGCCGGAGAUACUCACCUCGGAGGUGAAGACUUUGACAAUCGCGUCAUCGACCACUUGGUGAAGAAGUACAAGCAGAAUACGGGAACUGACGUCUCAACGAACCAGAAAGCGAUGGGAAAGCUCAAGAAGGUGGUAGAGGACGCCAAGCGCACGCUGUCUAUGCAGAAAAGCACCAGGAUCGAGAUUGAGAGCUUCGAGAAUGGGAACGAUUUUUCAGAGAUGCUGACGAGGGCAAAGUUCGAAGAGCUCAAUAUGAGUCUUUUCAGGAAGACCAUGAAACCUGUUGAACAGGUUUUGAAGGACGCGGAUAUCUCAAAAGAUGAUAUCGACGAAAUCGUCCUUGUUGGCGGAUCCACACGCAUUCCCAAAAUUCAGCAAAUGCUCAAGGAUUAUUUCGGGAAAGAGCCGUCGAAGGGUAUCAAUCCUGACGAGGCUGUCGCUUACGGUGCUGCUAUACAAGGAGGUAUCCUUUCCGGUAUUGAAAAAGGAGCUAUCGUCGUAGACGUCUGUCCUCUGACCUUGGGUAUCGAAACAACCGGCGGCGUAAUGACAAAACUCAUUCCUCGUAACGCCAUUAUCCCCACACGCAAAAGUCAAAUUUUCUCUACCGCGGCUGAUAACCAGUCCAGAGUCUUUAUUCAAGUAUUCGAGGGAGAGAGGGGGAUGACGCAGGACAAUGACCUCUUGGGAAAAUUUGAAUUGACAGGCAUACCGCCGGCUCCGCGAGGUGUUCCUCAGAUUGAAGUAACCUUUGAAGUAGAUGCCAAUGGAAUCAUGAAAGUUUCUGCUGCUGAUAAGGGAACCGGGAAAACGGAGAGCAUCACUAUCGAGAACGAAAAGGGUCGUCUUAGUCAGGAGGAGAUCGACAAGAUGGUUGUUGAGGGCGAGAGAUUUGCCGAACAGGAUAAACGUCAAAAGGAGCAGAUUGAAGCAUUGAACGCCUUGUCGUCCUUCGUAUACCGACUCAAAGGUCAACUGCACGAGGAAGAGGGACUUGGUGGAAAGCUCGACGAUUCUGACAAGAAAACUGUUUCGGAGGUAAUUCAUAAGACUAUAGAUUGGAUCGAGGAUAGCGGAUCCAGUGCUACGACAGAGGAAUUGGAGGAAAAAUUAGCUGAGAUUCAAAGUACUGUAAAUGCCAUUACUGCCAAGCUAUAUGAGUCUUCAGGUCCACAAGAAUCAGGAUGGGAGCGCCCUGACAAUGAGUUGUAG